UUCAUGUGUGAGAAAACGCCUGGUUAUUAGGAGACGAGAUUGUAGUUAAGAAUCCCUGAGGUCUAUGUUGACUCGUUCUGACCCUCGCAAUGGCUGGAGGCGACCUCUCUCUGGAACUGGACUUACACCUACUGGAGUGUCCAAUCUGCCUGGAGCGACUUCAACAACCCAAGUCCUUACCCUGUCUCCACUGCUUCUGUCAGGAUUGUCUCGGGAUCUAUAUCACAAAGGAACUGUCCGGAAAAAUGGCGUCGGCAACAUCCUUCCCUUGUCCGAUCUGUAGGAGGAUGACGUCUCCUAUGUACCAAGCAGAAACCAAGGAUAAAUGGGCUGAACAGUUCCCGACUAAUAAUGCGAUCCAGGACCUUAUCCAGCUCAGAGAACUUUCAUCUGAACCAUUGUACUGCAAACCCUGCCAGACAAAAGGUUACCUGAACAACCCAGCAAAAUUCUGGUGUAAAUCGAUGAACUUAAAUUUUUGCGAGGCUUGUAGGGAACAACAUCAUGAUAUCUUACAUUCUGACUGUGGUAUAGUCGAUAUCAAUAUAAACGAUAUCACCCGAUUUAAACCUAAAAAAUCUGCCCCUCGAUGUGACCGACACGACAAGAAAAUAGUUUGGUAUUGUGAGGACCACCAACUUCUGGGCUGCAACGUAUGCAUUUUUAAAGACCACAGGCGUUGUGAAGAGGUUUCAACAGUGACAGAAUAGUUUGUAGAGUUAAAAACAGGAACUAAACUAGAGGGUAUGCGGGCGGCGCUGAAAAAAGGGGCAGAUGUCAUGAACUCAUUAGUAAAGGACUUUGACGAACAACUCCAGACCAUGGUACAGAACCAAGAAAUCGCACUGCAGAGUAUCUCAGAUCUACGUGAAAAGGUGGACAAACGGUUGAACAAGCUUCAGAAGGACAUCACCGACGAGUUGAUCAUACUGUUCAAAGAAGAGAAAAGGAAUAAGGAGGCAUCAUUACAGCAGUGCGAACGUCUGAUGAAUAGUAUGUUAAAUACCCUGAAGUCGUCCAUUAAAGCCGUAGAGGAAAACGAAAAUAUUGAGACGAUAGUGUUGUAUCAGAGAGGACAGGCGAUAGUAGAGUCGGGUAAGACCCUGGUCACAGAGAUAAGCAAGUCCUUCACGUCCGUCAGCAUUGGGCAUCAUUUUGUUGCUGGACAUAAUAUCAUUAGUGAUAACGCUAUGGGAAAGAUCGUCGUUGACAAAGAACCACGAUGCAUCCCUUGUCACCAAUGUGAGUUUGCGCCCCCUAUGUUAGAACGUCGUGUGAAAGAAAUUAGAAGGUUCAAUAUCAAGUCCCCGGCAGAUAGAAAUGAUUGCCAUGCCCUUGGUGUUGUGUACCUGCCAUGUGCCCAAAUUGUAGUAAGUGAUUAUAAAAACAACAAGCUGAAGUUGUUUACAGACACAGGACAGUACCUCAACGAGUUGACCGUUCAACGAAAUCCCUGUGGUAUGUGUCUUGUGAACAACAACACGUUGGCGGUCGCUGUCAAGAGUCCUGGUGGUGUUCACAUCGUGAAUGUCGAGGCAUCAACACUUUCACUGUCGUCUGAGAUCAACAUGUCAAAUGGUAAAAACUGUUAUGGUAUAACACAUACUGACGGGAGGUUUGUCGUUGGUACAAGUGGGGAAGUAUACAGUGUGACAAAGGACGGAGCAGCCGGGUUGCUAUAUUAAUAUAACAGCACAUGUUUUUCCCUCACUCAUGAUCCAAUGAAGGGUGACACACUUGUCAGUGUAAGUAACAAAACUACGGGGGACGUUGCGGUGUCUAGACUGUCGUCUGACAAACGUCGUACGGAUGUGAUGGAGGUUGGUGUUGUUAGGCGUGCUAGGGGAAUAGACGUGGACAGGGAGGGUAACAUCUACAUGUGUGGUAAUGACUCACACAACGUCGUACAGAUGUCUGGGGACGGGACACAAGUCAGGGAACUUUUGACGUCAUCAGAUGGAAUGGGCUCUCCACGGGCAAAAGCUGUUCUUGGUGACACAUUUGUGGUCACU
This is a messenger RNA of Mizuhopecten yessoensis (Yesso scallop), 2012 nucleotides long. RefSeq lists its product as uncharacterized. Lineage: Eukaryota; Metazoa; Mollusca; Bivalvia; Pectinida; Pectinidae. The record is from RefSeq and is a predicted model, not a curated record. The transcript has 2 exons. Bases 747 to 1685 code for a protein of 312 amino acids.